UUGAUCAAUCCAGCAACCAUAGCAUAGACUUCCUUCCUGACACAGAAGCCUGCUGUAGUACGGUCUUGUAAGGCAGCAUGCUGGUGUCUAGGCUUAUCAAAAUCCUAAGUUUAGUUUGCAUAUCACUAACGUAGGAGACUCGAAUCUAGGCUCGACUGUGAUGUCGGCAUCGGCAUGGGAAAUGGAGGAUGGAGAUUCCGCUGUCGACAGCUGGGCUAUGUUCGACGACCACGUGUGGGACCACUUCCAGUACGACCAAAGCCUCGUCGCGCCGGACGCGGACACGGACGCGCUGGGUGCGAUUGACGCGAGCUGCGAUGCUUCGCGGCAAGUCAAGUCGCGGCAGGACGAGGCCAUCAGAAUUGACGGGGCUUGCGAGGCCCAGUCGAUUGGCCGCGCUGUUGACGGCCGGGGAGGGCAGGCGACUUUAGGAGAGCAUGCGGUGGACUCGCGGGGCGAUAGGGCCGGUGAGGGUCAGCGAGAGGCACGCGAGCUCGCAGCUGGCGACGGAGCCCAAGGGAGCGGGCGCGGCGUGAACGGGUGGAGUGCGCAGGAGGAGAUUGAGGGCGGGGACGGCGGGGAUGGUAUCGACAUGUCGACCAUGGAUAGUCCUCAUGCACGGGGGGACGACCGUGCCAACUGUGCCUUCCCUCUCGCGAGGCUGCCGAGCUCCCCGAGCACGCAAGGCGGGGAUUGCGCGGACGCCCUGGCGGACGGCAUGUCAAGUCAGCCAUGGGGGCCCGGGCAGGCGAGCCACGUGGACGAGCUGAUAAGGUCCGCCUACCCCCCCGACCCUCUCGCCGUGCCGUCCGCGGACGCGUUCCCCCACCUCACCCACGCCGACCUGCACUCGUGGUGGGGGCCCGCCUCCGACCCCUCCGUGCCCCUGCCGCCCGCGCCCGCCCUCCUCGAUGCCGCCGACGCCGCCUUUUCCGCUGCCGCUGCCGCCGCCGCCGACGAGGCUGUGAGCGAGGAGCGUCGGGGGGCGGAGGUGUGGGCCGCGGAGGAACUGGAGGCGGAGGGGGGGGAGGGGGAGGACGAGGUGGGAUGGGGGGAACGCGCGGAGGGAGAUGGAGAGAAGACGGCGGAUGGCGCUGUUGGGCGAGAUGCUGGCAGCGAGGGAGGAGGGGCGACGGCAGGGGUGGCAAGCAGUGGUGGCGCCGAGGCACAGGCGAUCAGCUGCUGCCAGCGCGUCGCACCAGGGGAGGCCACGCCGUCAUGUGAGCGUGGCCCCUGCGCACCAUGUGCGUCAACGCCUGCACCCGCACCUGCUGCCACUGCCAGCGCAGGGCCGGCAGCUGAGCCCGAUGUCAGCGCAGGGGCGGCAGCUGAGGCUGCUGCACGUGGGAGCUCAAAUUUCGGUGGCAACUCGCGCUGCCUUUCGCAGGGCAGCGUCGCGGCGGAAGAGAGAGGGCGAGCAGCGCCCCGCGGCGUCAAGGAAGCUCCCCUUGGGCCAGCACGCCGUCCCCUUCCCCUCGCUGCCCCACCACUUCCCCGCCCACUGCCCGCCCUUCUUCGCCUCUCACCCCCCCCACAUCGCGCACAUCCCCUUGCUGCUCGUCUUGCCUCCGCCUCUCCCUCUCCCUCUCCCGCGCCCGUCCCUUACCUUUACCCUCGCCCGCCCCCCACCGCCCUCGCCACCGCCCUCUCCUACCCCCCUUGCCCUGCGCCCACCCAAAUCUUCCGCUACUUCCCCCCCGCGCAACUGCCCCGCCUGCCCCACUUCCCCAACUACCCGCUCACCUCCCAGCCGCUGCUGCCCGCCUUCCCGUCCCGCCUCGUGCCGCCCCCCAACCCCUGCCAGCCGCCUCCCCCCCAGCGGCCGCCAAUGCACGCCACGCCUUUGCAUCCCACCUGUGCUCCCCGCACUGCUACUGCUGCUGCCGCUGCCUCUUCCGAAGCUGUUGGCAGCGGCGUGAGUGAGGCGGGGGCGGGGGCGGCAGGGGCAGGCGGGGCAGCACACAUGGCGGCGGUGAGGCAGGCGAGGGCAGCGGCGGCGCAGCAGAAGGAGCAGCAGGUGCUGGGGCAGGAGAUGUUCCGAGUGCACCAGCAGCACAGGGCGCUCACGCACCAGCACCACGCUCACCAGCUGCAGCAAGCGCAGCGAGUCACAGAGAGCGCGGGUGCAGAGACUAAGGCCAUCCCCGAGUCGCUGCCCGCCUCUUCCGCUCUCCCCGCCUGUGCCUCGCCAGCGCCACGUCCACAGGCCCCAGCCCGCUCACAGCAGGCAGCCGCUGGGUGCGGCGACUCCCGCUGCUCCGCCCCACACGCCUCGUCCUCAUCCUUGCCGGGUGCCUCUCCUUCCCUGCGUCACUCCCCUGCCGCGGCCUCUCGCUCCCAUAUAGCACUCCCUCGCCAGACCACCGCUCUGGCGAGUGCGGGGCCAGCAGUGAGAGAUCAAGCCCAGCUCCGUGCACCCCUGCAUGCUGCCGCUGCUCCACCCCCACGCACACCCCCGUCCCUGCCCCUCACACCCACUCGCUCCACCGCUCCCUCCUCACCCUCCCCCUCAUCCUCUUCCCUUCUCCCCCCAGCCUCCCCAUCCCCCCUCAAGCCCCCCAUGCCCGGAGUGUGGGUGCUUCCCCACCUGCCCCCGCCCAGCCCUGUGGAGCACAGUGAGAGCGGGGGGGGCGGGGGAAAAGGGGGAGGGGGGCUGCAGGAGAGGGGCAGUGAGGGGGAAAGAGAGGGGAAGGGCGGGGCAGGACAGGCGGACAGAAGGGGUGGAGAGCGGAUGAAGUGGGAUGUCCGGCAGCUAUGGGUCCGACAGCAGCAACGGUACAUGCUGCAACUGCAGCAGCAGCAGCAGCAACAGCAACAGCCACAGGAACAGCCGCAGGAACAACAGCAGUGGCAGCAACAACUAGAAAAGCAGGAGAAGCAGCAGCAGCAACAGCAACAGCAGCAAGAGCAGCAGCAGCAGCAGCAGCAGGCGGAACAGCUGUUAUCAAAUGUGCAGAAGGUGGAGAGGCAGGAAGGGCAAUGGGAGCAGAUGAAUGGUGGUGAGGGGCAGAUGAAUGGUGGUGAGGGGCAGAUGAAUGUUGGUGAGGGGCAGAUGAAUGGUGGUGAGGGGCAGAUGAAUGUUGGUGAGGGGCAGAUGAAUGGUGGUGAGGGGCAGAUGAAUGUUGGUGAGGGGCAUAAGAAUGGUGGGGAGGGGCAGAAGAACGCACGGGCACACGAUGCAUCAGAGGACUUAGACCAGGAAGGGGAUGGGCGGAGGGCCUUGUCUUGUACAGUAGGAGUCGCCGACACCGCGGCAGCAGCAGCGACAACAGCAGCAGCCGGGCGAGACAAGAGCGGUGCCACAGCAGCGGAGGUGUGUGUGGGUGAUGAGGUGGGUUGCAGGGAUGGAGUUCGGUGCAUGGCGGCAGAGGCAGCAGCAGUGGGGGCAGCAGCAUCGGUGGGCAGAGUGGUGGGGGGGGCGCCAGAGAGCCCGGGUGGAAGGGAAGCGCCACAGAGCCCAGGCUUGCAGGCAUCUGGUGGUGCUGGCGAGGCUGUGGGUGAUGCUGCUGCUGCUGCCACUGCUGCUGAUGAUGAUGAUGCUGGUGGGAUGCGGCACGGCAGGAGUGGGAGCGAGGUGAGAGAGCAGGGAGCAGCAGCCGAUGCAGGAGAGGAGAGCGAGUCAAGCGGUGUGAGUGAAGGGAGCGAGGCGGCGCUCAGCGUGGAGGUGGCCAUGGGUGGACACAGCCAUGAGCAGGAGGAGGGGGUGGCGGGGGGAGAAGGCGGGUGUGCUUCAGCGGAUGGUGCUGCCUGCCGCACAGCGCAUGGGGUGGCGGAGGAAGGGGGAGCAGAGGAGCGCAUGGAGGGCGUGGAGGGCACUGAGGGCACUGAGGGCACUGAGGGCACGGAGGGCACUGAGGGCACUGAGGGCACUGAGGGCACUGAGGGCACUGAGGGCACUGAGGGCACUGAGGGCACUGAGGGCACUGACGGCACUGAGGGCAUGGAGGCCAGCAUUCUGCACCAGCUUGAAAGCACGGUGGCUAAGGUAAGAGGUCAUGGUCCACGUGGUUGUCCUUCCGUGCGUUCUGCUCUCGCUUCCAAUGCAUGCAUUCCCAUCCCUCCUCCCCUCCCUCCUAUUCUCACUCCCCUGCUCCGCUUUGUCUGCUAUACCUGCUUCUCUUCCUCCUUGCCCAACUGCUGCCCCUGUCUCCCCCCCCUUUGCUGCUCGCAGCUCACCCCCAGCAACCGCUGCUUCAUCCACGCCGCUCUCCUGCGCCUCGCCCACAGCGCCAAGGGCAGGAGCGCGCCUCCCAGCACUCGAAAUGUGCCUCCCAGCGGCAGUGGUGGAAGCAGCAGCAGCGGAGCAGCAGGGGGGGAGAGGCAGGUGCGCAGCGGCGAGCGCGAGAGUGGGGAGGAGGUAGCGACAGGGUCAGGGGCAGCGGCAGGGUCGUCAGGGAUGACGAGUGAAGCAGGGAGUAACCAGGCUGAGGCAGGGGUGCUUGCUGGCGGCACGGCACCAGCACCGGCAUCAGAGAGUGGCACAAACCACAUCGACCGUGCCAUCGCCAACCUGCUCUUCCGCUCGCCCCUCCUCUUUGGCCCCUCCCGCCCGCCCGCCUCUGCUGCACCGCCUGUGGUGGCCGCAACCCCAACACCCUCUGUGUGUGGCGCCCCACACCAUCGCCCCCUAUCCGCCAUCUCCCCCAUGCCGCACGGCCCCCUCCACACCUACCCAUCUGCCUCCAGCCUCACCAUCCCGCCCCACCUGCAUGCCCCCCAUCCUGCCACUGCCGCUGCCACGUCCACCUCCUCCGCCUCCUCCACCGCCUCUGCCGCCGCUGUGGGCACCGUUGGCUCAGUGCGCAACACUGGUGCAGCAGCACGUGCUGCCAUGCCCGGGCAUGCAGCCCCUAGACCCCAUCCAUCUGCUCCCGCCACAGCGCCACCGCAUCCAUCCCCGACUCCUCUGCAGCACGCAGCAGUGCGAGGGCAGCAGCUGUCAGGCAGUCCAUACCUGCAGCUGGGAGCCGCCGUUGCUGCCACUCCCUUUGGUCCGCAUCCAGCAUCGCCUCUGACCCCCGCACCCCACAUGCUGCACCCAUGGAUGGCGUGGCAUGCGUCCCCAUGGGGCACUGCAGUGGCGGGUGGGCCUGCCACCCACUCUGGUGUGCCCAUGCAUGCCGGCCAGUCGUACUUCUAUUCCCCGCUUGCCUCUCAAGUGGAAUCACAAGCCUUGUCCCGGCCACAUAUGGUCAUCCGACCUGGCACGCAGCCUAGCUUUUUGGGCCAGAACUGUUGAUGCAACCAGGGGAUCGGUUGCAGCUUCUUCUUGUUUUUCACUCCUAAACAAUGAGGAGUGAUGAUGUCUGCUUUGCGUUUUGCAUUUCUGUAUGCAUAUGUUUCCCAGUCAGAGGGAUUGAAGCACUCCUUGUUUUACAAAAAGGCU
Messenger RNA from Closterium sp. NIES-67, 5386 nucleotides. The record is from the annotation of a GenBank genome assembly. Lineage: Eukaryota; Viridiplantae; Streptophyta; Zygnematophyceae; Desmidiales; Closteriaceae.